UAAAAGUGAUAACAACGGCAAUGCCAGUAUUUAAAACCGUUGUGUUGUAGAAUAUUUUAUCUUUCAGUCAUAUUUCAACAAGAAAGUCACGUUCACAGAGUCUGGAAAAAAAUUGCUGGAAAAAAUGAGCUUAAACUGGGUUUCGUCAAAUUCACACUCUGGCAUUCCAAUGGAUGCUGUAGUUGCUGGUCAUGAUGUCGAUGGGGCAACAAUCUAUGUGGGUCGUGCAUUCCAUGAAGGUGAUAUGGUCCCAGCUAAAGUAAUUCCCUCAAAGAACGUUGCCUACAUUCCAUAUAAUUGCGCUGAAAUUCCAAAAUAUGAUUAUCAAGUUUUAGUCGGAAGUGGAUUUUCGUGGGUUACAUCAAGCAGUGGCCAUGUUCCAGCCGAAGCAGUUUGUGCUGGCAAUCAAAGCAACGGUGAACCGUUAUAUGUAGGAAGAGCUCAUGUUGAAGGCUCCUUGUCAACUGGAAAAAUUCAUCCGUCACACAAUUGUAUCUAUGUACCUUUCAAUGGUGCCGAGCACAGUGUAUCUGUGUAUGAAGUGCUUGUUGCACAAAAACGAUGCACUUGGGUCCCAAGUACACUCCAUUCACCACUACCAGAGGGUGCACUUUUAGCUGGUCAUGACCAAGACGGAUCUCCAAUGUACAUUGGUCGUGCAUUCCAUGAAGGAGACCAAAUCCCAGCUAAGGUCAUACCGAGCAAGAAUGCCACUUACAUCUGUUAUGGCGGGCACGAGAUUCUAAAAGAUUCGUUCGAUGUUUUAUGCCAUGGAAACAUUUCAUGGGUCCAACAAAAUCCAAUGACACGAAAUGAAGUGCCGUUCGCUGUAGUAGCUGGCCACACAUCUUCUGGAGAACCUUUGUAUAUUGGUCGUGCACAUCAUGAAGGUAGUCUUACUGUUGGUAAAGUUCAGAAAUCACAUGGGGCGCUCUACAUCCCAUUCGGCGGGGCAGAGGUUCCGAUUCAUUCAGAAAUCGAAAUUUUAGUUGAAAACUAACUCCAUUUGCAAAAAAUAAUAAUUUGAUGACUUUUUGCUUAAAUUCUUGCAUUUAACUUUAAAAAACUUGUCUAAAGUUUAACGCCAGAAUGAACAAAUUGAAAAUUUAAAAAUAAAUUUGAUAUAAUAUCAGAA
Molecule: messenger RNA, 1135 nt
Organism: Contarinia nasturtii (swede midge)
Lineage: Eukaryota; Metazoa; Arthropoda; Insecta; Diptera; Cecidomyiidae
Exons: 5
Coding region: 125-1000 (291 amino acids)
Source: RefSeq, a predicted model, not a curated record